CGCCCAUGUUGGCCGGUGCGGCGGAGCGGCGGACGGCGGCAGCAUGGCUGUUGAGAAACGCCCCACGUGCGGCACCCGGUCUCAGCUAGAGCUGGAGAUGGACGCGGAUAAGGGCAAGCAACGCCAGUACUCGCAGAGCCAAGGCGAGACAGAGAGGGCUGCCAAGGUAGAGGCGUUCCCUAGAGAACUGUAGCUUGACUUAGCGGCAGUUGGGUAGGAAGUUGCUGUAGUGAGCUCGUGCCCACCCGUGCCAUCAUCUACCUCCCAUCACUCUGGAGCCUCCUCGACGCGUCUCCCCAGGCAGCUGCGGCCACCUGGCUCCUGAGGCCAGCCUGAUGGCGGAGCCUCGCUUCAACAACCCCUACUUCUGGCCGCCCCCCCCCACCAUGCCCAGCCAGCUGGACAACCUGGUCCUCAUCAACAAGAUCAAGGAGCAGUUGAUGGCGGAGAAGAUCCGGCCCCCUCACUUGCCCCCCACGUCGGUGGCGUCGCAGCAGCCGCUGCUGGUGCCACCAUCCCCCGGUGACAGCAGCCAGGCCAUCAUGUCCCUGCCCAAGCUGCAGCAGGUCCCUGGGCUGCACCCGCAGGCCGUGCCCCAACCCGACGUGGCCCUGCACGCGCGGCCGGCCACCAGCACCGUCACAGGGUUGGGGCUGGCAUCCCGUGCGCCCGCCGUCAGCACCUCGGAAUCCAGCACGGGGACCGGCACCACCACGCCAUCGACCCCAACAUCCACCAGCCAGAGCCGCCUCAUCGCCUCCUCGCCCACCCUAAUCUCAGGAAUCACCAGCCCCCCCCUCCUCGACUCCAUAAAGACAAUCCAGGGCCACGGUUUGCUCGGGGCACCCAAGACAGAGCGGGGUCGGAAGAAGAUCAAGGCGGAGAAUCCCUCGGGACCGCCGGUGCUGGUGGUGCCCUAUCCCAUCCUGGCCUCGGGGGAGACCGCCAAAGAGGGGAAGACGUACAGGUGUAAGGUCUGCCCCUUGACGUUCUUCACCAAGUCGGAGAUGCAGAUCCACUCCAAGUCGCACACCGAGGCCAAGCCCCACAAGUGCCCCCAUUGCUCCAAGUCCUUCGCCAACGCCUCCUACCUGGCCCAGCACCUGCGCAUCCACCUGGGCGUCAAACCCUACCACUGCUCCUACUGCGAGAAGUCCUUCCGGCAGCUCUCCCACCUCCAGCAGCACACCCGCAUCCACACGGGUGACAGACCCUACAAGUGCCCCCAUCCCGGCUGCGAGAAGGCCUUCACACAGCUCUCCAACCUCCAGUCCCACCAGCGCCAGCACAACAAGGACAAACCCUACAAGUGCCCCAACUGCUACCGGGCCUACACGGACUCGGCCUCGCUGCAGAUCCACCUCUCGGCUCACGCCAUCAAACACGCCAAGGCCUAUUGCUGCAGCAUGUGCGGCCGCGCGUACACCUCGGAGACCUACCUGAUGAAGCACAUGUCCAAGCACACGGUGGUGGAGCACCUCGUCAGCCAGCACUCCCCGCAGAGAACGGAGUCCCCCGGCAUUCCCGUACGGAUCUCCCUCAUCUAGCAGGGAUCGGAGCAAACCAUAG
Molecule: messenger RNA, 1569 nt
Organism: Neopsephotus bourkii (Bourke's parrot)
Lineage: Eukaryota; Metazoa; Chordata; Aves; Psittaciformes; Psittacidae
Gene: ZNF362
Product: zinc finger protein 362
Exons: 10
Coding region: 336-1547 (403 amino acids)
Biological process (GO): negative regulation of transcription by RNA polymerase II
Cellular component (GO): nucleus
Molecular function (GO): DNA-binding transcription repressor activity, RNA polymerase II-specific; RNA polymerase II cis-regulatory region sequence-specific DNA binding
Source: RefSeq, a predicted model, not a curated record